GUUUCCUCUUGCCCCAGACUGAGGAAUGCUUCCUCUUCCAACAGAGCCUAGCACAUGAACAAGCGGUGGCAGAAAUGGGCAUCAAAGAUGGAUGGCCAGCCAGCAGCUGGGUCGCGCUCACAAACUGGAACCUGGGACCAAGGUUCUGGAAUACACUGAGGGAGAAUUGGCAUCUCGGGUUUACUGCAUUUGGCGGGCCGCCGGUGCAUUUCAAGAUUUUCCGCGACAAAUUUGUCAACAAAUCGCAAUGGAUUGACGAGCAAAUGUACCAAGAGCUCUUCAGCGUUUGUCAAGCCGUCACCGGCCCGGCCAGCACAAAGAUGCUCUAUUGCAUCAAUUUGAUCCAUGACGGUCUUUUGCCUGCCGUGCUGGCGUUUCUUCUCUGGAGCCUUCCUGGUGCCCUGGGAAUGUUCGGCCUCGCCAUUGGCAUCUCCAACGUUGGCGAGACGCUUCCCCGAGCCGUAUAUGCGCUGCUCUCAGGGCUGAAUGCCGCCACCGUUGGGAUUAUCGCGCUUGCUGGCGUGCAGCUUGCGCAAAAGGCCAUCACUGACAAGCUCACGCGGCUGCUGGUCUUCUUCGGUGCUGCUGCCGGCUUGUUGUACAAUGCGCUGUGGUACUUGCCGGUGUUGAUGUUGAUUGGCGGAAUCAUUACCGUUGUCUACGAUUUCCGCUGGUUACAUGGGCCGGUCAAGUGGCUCGUUGGUUUGCCGAAAAGAGCCAGGGGAGGCAGGAGAAGGGAACGAGCGGCGGAGGUGGAGGAGGAUGAAGAGCACGAGAUGUCUCGACCGCAGCACCCCGUACAGCCAGGAGCAGCAGCAGCACCACAGCCACCGCUUACCCGCACGGCAUCCGCCAACAGCUCCCGCACAGAUGCCGCCCGCCAGCGGCUCCCCGUCACCAACCAAGACACCCAACACGAAAGCCAACGCGAGACUCCGGGCGCGGACCACAGCCAAGAAGAAACUCGCAUCGUCCCCGCGGACCGCCGCCUCAAGAUAGGCUGGAAGUCCGGCCUGCUUCUGAUCGUCCUCUUCCUGCUGUCCUUCGCAGCGAUCAUGGCGGUGCGCAGCAGCGCGCUCGCGCACGAAUCCAACUCGCUGCUCUACCGGCUCUUCUCCAACAUGUACCUGGCCGGCACCAUCAUCUUCGGUGGCGGGCCGGUCGUGAUCCCGCUGCUGCGCGAGUACGUCGUCGCCGAGGGCUGGGUCUCGGCCCGCGACUUCCUGAUCGGCCUCGCCCUGAUCCAGGGCUUCCCGGGGCCCAACUUCAACUUCGCCGUCUACCUCGGCGCGCUGGCCGCCUUCAACGCCGGCUAUUCCCCCGCCGCCGGCGCCGUGCUGGCCUUCGUGGGCAUCUUCCUGCCGGGGCUGGUGACGGUGCACGGGAUCAUGGGCGUGUGGCGGGCCGUCCGCGGGUGGCGGUGGGUCAGGAGCGCGCUGAGGGGGGUGAAUGCUGCGGCCGUGGGCCUGAUCUAUACGGCUGUGUAUCGUUUGUGGCAGAUCGGCUGGAUUGAUGAAGGGUUCGAGCAGGGGACCAGCCUGGCGGAUGACCCGUGGUGGGUCGUGGUUACGGCGACGAGUUACGUGGGCGGCUGUUGGUUUGGCAUCAGCCCUCCUGUUGCUUGCAUCUUCGGAGCUGUUUUGGGCUUGGUGAGGUACGGUGUUGUUCAGGGGCAGGGGCUGUAGGGGCAGGCAGCUCUGAUGAGUGUGCGUGUAUCCAAGGAAUGGAACCGCUUGCCCUGUUGCCAGA
Messenger RNA from Thermothielavioides terrestris NRRL 8126, 1749 nucleotides. RefSeq lists its product as uncharacterized. NCBI's taxonomy places the organism in Eukaryota, Fungi, Ascomycota, Sordariomycetes, Sordariales, Chaetomiaceae. The record is from RefSeq and is a predicted model, not a curated record. The transcript has 4 exons. The coding region runs from base 75 to 1685 and encodes 536 amino acids. Gene Ontology annotation, biological process: chromate transport. Gene Ontology annotation, molecular function: chromate transmembrane transporter activity.